Pseudoliparis swirei is the source of this 2246-nucleotide messenger RNA. RefSeq names its product iroquois homeobox 6a (gene irx6a). The record is from RefSeq and is a predicted model, not a curated record. The coding region runs from base 1 to 1596 and encodes 531 amino acids. NCBI's taxonomy places the organism in Eukaryota, Metazoa, Chordata, Actinopteri, Perciformes, Liparidae. Gene Ontology annotation, molecular function: RNA polymerase II cis-regulatory region sequence-specific DNA binding; DNA-binding transcription factor activity, RNA polymerase II-specific. The transcript is spliced from 7 exons. Gene Ontology annotation, biological process: regulation of transcription by RNA polymerase II; cell development; neuron differentiation. Gene Ontology annotation, cellular component: nucleus.
AUGGUAACAAAAGAAGCAGCUAUGUCUUUCUCGCAGUUUGGAUACCCUUACAAUGCACCUUCACAGUUUUUCGUGUCGGCAAACCACCGUACGACUUGCUGCGAUUCGAUUUCCAGGUCGUCGGUCUCUGAUGGGACAGGCGGCUCCCAGACCGCCGCCGCCGCCGCCGCCGCCGCCGCCGCCGCCUCCUCCUUCUGCUGCCCGUCGUCCUACCAGAACCGGCUCCUGCACGCGAGCAGCCGGACGGAGCUGAACGCGGCGCUGGGCAUGUACAGCUCCCCCUACGCCGCAGCGGCUGCCGCCAGCCAGAACUACGCCAACUACUUCCCCUACAGCACCGACCCGUCGGCUCUCUACUCCACUCUGAACCCUCAGUAUGACAUCAAGGACGGCACGGGCGCUUUACACUCCGGCAUCACUCAGACGGCUGCAGCGUAUUACCCGUACGACCACUCGCUGGGACAGUACCAGUACGACCGAUACGGCACUGUCGACUUCGACGGCACGGCCCGGAGAAAGAACGCCACUCGUGAAACCACCAGCACCCUGAAGGCCUGGCUGUACGAGCACCGCAAGAACCCGUACCCGACCAAGGGCGAGAAGAUCAUGCUGGCCAUCAUCACCAAGAUGACCCUCACCCAGGUGUCCACCUGGUUCGCCAACGCGCGGCGGCGGCUCAAGAAGGAGAACAAGAUGACCUGGUCGCCGAAGAACAAGGCCACCGACGACAGGAAGGACGACUCGGACAAGGCCGACGACCGAGACCGCGUCGCCAAAGAUUCUAGCGACUGCAAGGAGGAGAAGGAUCUGCACCUGAGUGACCUGGAGGACAUGGAGGAGGAGGAGGAGGAGGAGGAGGAGGACAAGCUGGACAGCGACUGUGAGAAGGCGGCGGCGCCCGACGAGCACGACCUCCAGAGGGUCAUGGCGGCGGCGUCCGGAGGCCCUCAGAAGAGAGACCGCGCCUCCGAGCUGCACAUGAGCUCAACCAACGGCUUCCACGCGUUCCCCUGCGGCGUCAAGGCCGUCGGCGCCCUCCUCCAUCCUCCUCCUCCUCCUCCUCCUCCUCCUCCUCUUCCUCCUCCUCUCACGUCCCACUUCCUGGAUCCCGCGUUGUCCAAGGCGCUGUCGUCGUCGUCGGCCGCCGCCGCGGGAACUCUGUCCCUGUCUCACUUCGAAGCCUCGGAGAAGCCUCGGAUCUGGUCUCUGGCUCGCACGGCGGCGUCGGGGGUCGUCCUGAGCGCCCAGCAGCAGCAGCGCGGCUCGGAGCCGAGGACGUGCGGCGACCUCACCGCCGACUGCCGGCUCCAGAACGCCGGGCUCGCCAUGAGGGGCCUCCACGGAUCUGGCCCCGAGGGCCCGUUCCCCGAGGGCCCGUUCCCCGAGGGCCCGUCCCCGCACUCGAAAGUCUACGGCAGCUACGGCCACAAAGACCUCCGACUGCACUGCUCCUCCUACUCCGGCCUCCCGGACUCGUGCCGCUUCUCCUCCGUCGAAGGAUUCUCCGGCGGCAAAGCGGCGCCGCGGUCGCCUGACCUCAGUGAGGCCCGCGGGAGCGACGAGGUCACGGCGUUCAGACCGGUGAUGAAGAGGUGAAGCAGAUCGAUGGAGACACCACCAUGAAGAACGGACUUGUAUUAUGCACUAGAGGACACACCGGCCUCCAGCCGGCUGCAGCGAGAGGCUGUCAAACUGUGGGCGUGGCUAUCAUUUUGCACAACUUUUUGUUUUUAUGGUGUAAAAAGACUUUAUGCAAAAAGAAUUCUAGAUGCAAAUGUAUUUUUAAAAAAGGCCACGUUUAAAAACGGGCCGGAUUUGUGUAUGGCAAUCGUGUAGUGUGUAGAAAACCUAUUUAUUUAUCUGUGUGUUUAUUAUUUUGUAAUGUUGUCACGUGGGGUGUUUCUUACCUGGGUGUUUAUUGGUUGAACUCCACUCUGAGUGUCGGUUACCUGUUGCGUGUUCCUGUGGCUCCGUUUCAUUUCAAGUAAAAAGAGAGAACCAUGAAGUUCCCCGUGAGAAGGACCGGGUCCUCCUGUGCGGAGCGUGGACGAUUAUUUAACUUUUAUUUUUGUGUCAUUGUGUUUAAAAAAUAUAUAUAUAUGUUUUUCUUUUCUGUGUUUCCCAAUCAAUUCAACAUUUAUUUCAUUUUUUUUCUAAGAAUACAAUUCUUUUUUUUUCUUCUUCCAAGAGCUCUCGUGUCUCGUGUUAUUUACGGAGUGAGCAUGCGCAUCAAUCGGCCAAUUAAA